This is a messenger RNA of Phyllopteryx taeniolatus (common seadragon), 1986 nucleotides long. RefSeq names its product carbohydrate (keratan sulfate Gal-6) sulfotransferase 1 (gene chst1). Gene Ontology annotation, biological process: keratan sulfate proteoglycan metabolic process; N-acetylglucosamine metabolic process; carbohydrate metabolic process. The transcript is spliced from 2 exons. The coding region runs from base 341 to 1618 and encodes 425 amino acids. Lineage: Eukaryota; Metazoa; Chordata; Actinopteri; Syngnathiformes; Syngnathidae. Gene Ontology annotation, molecular function: N-acetylglucosamine 6-O-sulfotransferase activity; keratan sulfotransferase activity. The record is from RefSeq and is a predicted model, not a curated record. Gene Ontology annotation, cellular component: Golgi membrane.
AAGAGGAGGGGUCUGGGUGGUCCAGACAAUCAGUCCUUGUGUACCUCACACACACGCAUUAUUAAAAAGAAGACUAGCUACCUCCCCGGUCUCCCUCACCGCCUGACUGCGCGAUCAUAACACCAUAGCCGCUCCACUUUUUACUGCACUUUUUUCUCUGAUGAAGCAUGCUUUAACGUCACAAAAGGAUAAGCCCUCUACUCGAUAAAGGAGCGCACAUUUGGAAACAUUUAUGACCACUAAAGGGAAGCAACGAGCACGGAGCAUCAUGAGAACACUCCUGCUACCAACAAGGGAGGACCUGAUGUGGAUCCAUGAGUCUAAAUGAAGUGGUUCCGCCAUGCAAUGUUCCUGGAAGGCAGUGAUCCUGCUGGCCUUGGCCUCCAUCGCCAUCCAGUACACAGCCAUCCGCACACUCACCUCCAAGCCUUUCCAGUUGUGCACAUUGCCCAGCCCACAUAAUUGCGGUCUGGGGGAUCAGGAGACCGAAUCUCCCUUUGAACGGGGGGCAGGAGGCUGCGAUGAUUACCCUUUCUUUUACGUUAAUGCAAGCCGCAAAACCCACAUCUUGGUCUUGGCCACCACUCGUAGCGGCUCCUCCUUUGUUGGCCAACUUCUCAACCAGCACCAAGAGGUUUUUUACCUGUUUGAACCUCUUUAUCAUGUCCAGACCACAUUGAUGCCCCGUCUGUCCCACAGCCACAACUCAGCAGACCGCCGUGUGAUGCUGGGGGCUAGCCGAGACCUAUUGAGAAGUCUGUAUGGUUGCGACCUAUAUUUCCUAGAGAGCUACAUCAAACCAACACCAACAAACCACACCACAGACAAACUUUUCCGCCGUGGUGCGAGCCGGGCGUUGUGCCAGCAACCUGUAUGUGAUGCUUUUGGCCCAGCUGAUGUUAAUGUAGAAGAGGGGGACUGUGUUAAGAAAUGUGCACUCCUUAACUUGACCUUGGCAACUGAAGCCUGUCGGGAUAAACAACAUGUGGCCAUCAAGACUGUCCGUGUGCCAGAGAUUGGGGAUUUGCGCGCCUUGUUGGAGGACCCCAGAUUGAAUAUCAAAGUGAUCCAACUUGUCAGAGACCCUCGUGGUAUCCUAUCAUCCCGGAUUGAGACAUUCAGGGAUACAUACCGGCUGUGGCGUAUAUGGAGGGCCACAGGGCGAAAGCCCUACAAUCUUGACUUGAGUCAGCUCACUGUUGUCUGUGAAGACUACCGAAGCUCUGUUUCUACUGGUCUUAGCCAUCCCUAUUGGUUGAAAGGGAAAUAUAUGUUGGUUCGCUAUGAAGAUUUGGCUAAAAAUCCACUCCCCAAGACGAAGGAGAUCUAUGACUAUCUGGGGCUGCCCAUGGAUAAAAAUGUGGAAGACUGGAUUCUUGCAAACACUCAUGGCAGCAAUGAGCCAUCAGCAAAACACAAAUUUGGUACUUUACGAGACUCCGCAGCUAAUGCAGAGAGUUGGCGCUUGAAACUGUCUUAUGACAUGGUAGAAUACACUCAAACCGUGUGUCAGAAGGUUCUCCAACAAUUGGGAUACAAGGCUGUGAGGUCGGUCCAGCAACUGAAAAACAUGUCUAUCUCGCUGGUGCAAGACAAAACCUUUGUACCCUUUUUGUAACAAAAGAUAGUUCUCAAAUGACUAUUUUUUUAUAUAUUUAUAAUUGUUGCCUUAUCAUGUCAUUGGUUGGUUUGUUUUUAGUUUGUCUAUUCAAAGUUGCACUAAAUGAAAAUUUGAAUGCACGAAGGGACGAUAGAUGAUCCCCAAAUGUUAUGAACAGCACAUUUAAAACACUAAAUAAUCAAACAAGCUAGUUUACAAAUGUGUCAUAUAUGUUUUCCCCAUUAACAGGACAUUAUCGUCAUUCACUUUGUGUAUGCAGGUAAAAUGUUGCCCUUCAAAAAAUGUGUUGGUACAUGGAAUGAGUUAUUGUUUCUUUUACGAGCAUUUACAAAAUUGUGCAAUAAAUAGUGAAUGUUGCAGUCAGA